Molecule: messenger RNA, 1165 nt
Organism: Actinia tenebrosa (Australian red waratah sea anemone)
Lineage: Eukaryota; Metazoa; Cnidaria; Anthozoa; Actiniaria; Actiniidae
Product: dedicator of cytokinesis protein 11
Biological process (GO): small GTPase-mediated signal transduction; positive regulation of GTPase activity
Molecular function (GO): guanyl-nucleotide exchange factor activity
Source: RefSeq, a predicted model, not a curated record
AAUAAAAAGAUUUAAAAGACUGUCCAAAAAAUGGCUUGGGCUCCCUGUGCGUGGCAAAAUCUGCUGUWUGUAACCUGUACGGUGGGUUGUCAUCAACACAGUAGUUAAAAAAAAUAGAAAGAUCACUGCUCUACAAGCUAUCAACACAUUCGUCACGAGUCGACUAUUAAGAAAGAUUACACCCUGUUGAUCAGUUCUGGCAUGCGCGAUGUUCCCUGCCGCUCCGAACCCUCCGAAUAACAAACUCUGAAAUAUUUUGGUUGGAUUUGAGUUGAGCGGAUUCAACGAUGGUUUAAAAUCUUGUAUCUAAAUACUACAUCUUCUUCGUCAGUGGACAUGUCUUGUCCACUGCGGGUCUUUUUGCCAUCGUCCCGUGGUCCUGAACGUCAUUAAAACAGCUUUGAAUUUGUGUGUGGAUUUACUGGAUUGAUCCAUACAGCGGGACUACGAGUAUGCCCUACAAGAAAUCGAAAAAGUCCAGAAUUAAAGAUCUCAGUUCUUUGGACAGCAGCGAUGAUCCAUCAUCAUCAGUUGACGAUACAUCAGAAGUAUCGAGUACAUCGGUGGAUUCGUCCAAGUUGGAGAAAAGAAGAGAUGAGUUAAGCCCGAAGUCGAAGAUAGCUAGAAGAGCCAAAUUAUGUAAAUCAGAUCACUCGCCAAUUGUUUCACGUGAGGACGAGAUAUGGCAAAAGAGCGAAUCCAACCUGAAGGUUACUCUAGCAAUGUCGGAGUCCACUUCUAUCUCCAAAACAGGAAGUAUGGAAUCGCGUGGGAAAAGACACACGUUGGUCCAGAUGUUGGCACUCAGUCGAAGUCAACCGGACACGAGUGACUGUGAACUCUCGCCUCAAGAUAGUCCUAGCCCUAGCAGCAAGAACGGAAGUCCAUUCUCAAAGCCCAAAAUUAACCGUGCGUCCACCGAUACGGAAAUGAACAAUAUCCACGGUAAGGGAGAGAAAAAUGACAUUGAUAAAGCCACGAAGACAAACAAGAAGAAGUUACAAAAGCAAAAAAGUGAUUAUCCUUCCUUAACUGUAAGUACGAGACAAAUCUUGGUUAUCCUGUGUAAGAAAUACCGAGAGAAACCUUGUCCCUAGUUUGUUCACGUGGCACUGACGAGAUAAGGAUUUUUGAAAAGUGAAUUUGCUUUCAAUUUUGAAUGGCG